This is a messenger RNA of Dovyalis caffra, 718 nucleotides long. Lineage: Eukaryota; Viridiplantae; Streptophyta; Magnoliopsida; Malpighiales; Salicaceae. The record is from the annotation of a GenBank genome assembly.
GCUGGACGAUAAUACCAGUGAUACCAAUGUCUCGAAUGUUAUGGGAGAGGCAGGACAGGAGGAGGGAUGGGUGGUUUGCCGUAUCUUCAAGAAGAAAAAUCUCAACAAAACCCUCGACAGACCUUUCAGUUCAUCACCCAUCACUGAAGAUACAAGGAGCCAGACGUUAAAUUCUUGUAAUGAGGGCUCUCUGGAUCAAAUACUUCAUUACAUGGGAAGGACUUGCAAAGAAGAAAACGAAGCAGACAAUAGUGCUAGAUACCUCAGGCCUAUUAACACAGCAAUCAACCAUGUCCACCAUGAUAGAUUCAUGAAACUUCCAAGCUUAGAGAGUCCAAACUCUGUCAGCAGCCAAAAUUGUUUCCAACCCAUCAUCACAGACAAUGAAGCUUCAAUAACUAAUCAGGUGAGUUACCCCUUGGACUCUGGCCUUGACAACUGGUCAGCCCUAGAUCGUCUAGUUGCUUCUCAGCUCAAUGGCCAGAAUGAAACAUCUAGGCAACUAGACUGCUUCCCUGUUGAACCCACCAUGACUUAUUCCACCCCUACUGAUCUUCAUCGUGAUCUCCAAUUGCCAACCCUACGGUCAUCGUUUUCGUUAUUAUCAAACAGAUCUUACCAUGGAACUCAAGAUUAUAACAGUGAGAUCGACCUCUGGAAUUUUACCAUUAGAUCAUCCUCCGACCCACUAUGCCACUUGUCAAACACUAGUGUAUAA